Messenger RNA from Ostreococcus lucimarinus CCE9901, 702 nucleotides. RefSeq lists its product with no specific name. The transcript has a single exon. The record is from RefSeq and is a predicted model, not a curated record. Gene Ontology annotation, biological process: protein peptidyl-prolyl isomerization. Gene Ontology annotation, molecular function: peptidyl-prolyl cis-trans isomerase activity. The coding region runs from base 1 to 702 and encodes 233 amino acids. Gene Ontology annotation, cellular component: chloroplast. NCBI's taxonomy places the organism in Eukaryota, Viridiplantae, Chlorophyta, Mamiellophyceae, Mamiellales, Bathycoccaceae.
AUGGACGCGACGGCGAACGUCACGGCGAGGGUGUACCUGGACGUGGGCGCGUGCGAGGGCGCGGCGAACGCGGCGCGCGCGCUCGGCGACGACGGCGGCGCGCUGUGCGCGACGCCGGAACCGUUCGGGAGGAUCGUCGUCGGAUUGUACGGCGACGCCGCGCCGGAUACGGUGCGGAAUUUUCUCGCGCUGUGCUCGAACGCGGCGUCGACGCCGACGCUGGCGGGGACGGUGUUUCAUAAAAUCGACAAAGGCAACGGGUACGUCGUCGGAGGUAAGAGCGGGAGUCCGAGACUGGGGCAGGUUUCGGCGCUGAGCGGGGAGAGGUUUAGUAACGGCGACGUCACGCGCGCGUCCGCGUUCGAGGGACGGCACUUUAGGCCGGGCACGGUGAGUCUGGCGCUCGAGUCAGCGGCGAAGGAUGGCGAAUACGGAACGACGGCUCAAUUUCUCAUUACGACUGGUCCAGCGCCGGUACCGUCGCUCGACAACAAAAACAUCGUUUUUGGUCGCGUCGAACAAGGUUUGGACGUCGUGCAGCGGCUUUCGAAUGAAAAAACAUUCAAGCCGAGCGAGACGGCGCGAGCGUAUAACGCGUUGGCCAACCUCGUAGGCGAUUCGCGGGCGGGAAAGGCCAAGGCGGCGUGGAUCAAACCGACGCGCGCGUUAGUGAUCACCAGUUGUGGUGUAUUAGAUGCUUAG